Messenger RNA from Anthostomella pinea, 765 nucleotides. The record is from the annotation of a GenBank genome assembly. NCBI's taxonomy places the organism in Eukaryota, Fungi, Ascomycota, Sordariomycetes, Xylariales, Xylariaceae.
AUGAACUGCCAACGGCCGCUGUGGCGGCUACUCCAGAAGUUGCCUGCGAGCCAAGCUCGCCGCUUCUCUCAGUUUCCGACAAGCCCAUUCCAAGCUCCUCAAGCAGCUAUCCCUUUACCAUAUAUAACAGAAGUAACGUCUGGUGGUUGGAGAACAUACGACAUAUUCUCGAAACUGUUACAAGAACGGAUAGUAUGUCUGAACGGACCGAUAGACGACAUGGUGUCCGCCUCGAUCGUCGCCCAGCUUCUAUGGCUCGAAUCCGACAACCCAGACAAACCGAUCACCAUGUACAUCCACUCGCCGGGGGGAUCCGUCACGGCUGGUCUCUCGAUUUACGAUACGAUGAGUUACAUUCGAUCGCCAGUGUCGACAGUCUGUCUAGGCCAAGCGGCAUCUAUGGGCUCCCUGCUAUUGACGGGUGGAGAGAAGGGCAAGCGAUUUGUGCUGCCGCACAGCAGCAUCAUGAUACACCAGCCGCUGGGAGGGACCCAGGGCCCGGCCAGUGAUAUCCUGAUCUACGCAAACCAGAUCCAGCGGACGCGCGAGCAGGUCAACGAGAUAUACCGGAAGCACUUGAACGCGGCGUUUGACCACGAGAAGUAUACCCUGAAAGAUAUUGAGGACAUGAUGGAGCGCGACAAGUAUCUGACGGCUCAGGAGGCCAAGGAUAUGGGCAUUGUGGACGAGAUCUUGACGAGGAGAGACGAGAAGAAGGACAACAAGGGUGAGAAGAAGGGCGACGAGUCAGAUAAGAGUCAAUGA